AUGCAGCUUAACAAAAUUCUUUUCGCUCUCUACUCAGCUACUGCGACACUUGCUGCUGUCAACGAACCUUGUUAUGGCCCUGAAGGGAAAGCCGGAGUCUGCAUAACUGCCAGCAGCUGUACGUCCAACGGCGGGACAACAAUCAAUGGUGCCUGUCCUGCAGACCCAGCUACGGUCAAAUGCUGCUACAAAGUGCCUUGUGGUGCAGCUGGAAACUGUCGUUGGACCAGCGAUUGUGCCAGCUCGUCUACCUCCGGCCAGUGCCCAGGACCUAGCGAUUUCAAGUGUUGCCAAUCGAGCGCCAAUGGUUUUGGUGGAUAUCGUAACCCGCCAACGUUUCACUCGGGCGGCUGCACUAAAGUCGCCAUGGAUGGCGCAAAAAUAAUUACUGCCGCGUUCCCCGGGAGGGUGCGUGAGGUGGGCUGCAAACGUGACUCUGGCAAAACUUCAGACCAUUCUGACGGCAAAGCUACCGACCUGAUGUGUUCUGAUAUCACUGAAAAGUCUUCUCUGUCGGGUAAAGAAAUUGCGGAGUGGGUGAUGAAUAACCGCCAGAGACUCAAUUUGAAGUAUGUUAUCUGGGGCCAGAGAAUUUGGAACCCCAAAGAAGACUUGGUCAAACCUUGGUCAAGCUGGAGAUCAAUGUCAGACCGCGGUAACGUUAGAGAGAACCAUUGUCUGAAGCGCAUUUACUGA
Molecule: messenger RNA, 696 nt
Organism: Colletotrichum destructivum
Lineage: Eukaryota; Fungi; Ascomycota; Sordariomycetes; Glomerellales; Glomerellaceae
Exons: 4
Coding region: 1-696 (231 amino acids)
Source: RefSeq, a predicted model, not a curated record